Messenger RNA from Salvia miltiorrhiza (redroot sage), 1691 nucleotides. RefSeq lists its product as uncharacterized. The record is from RefSeq and is a predicted model, not a curated record. The coding region runs from base 311 to 1273 and encodes 320 amino acids. Lineage: Eukaryota; Viridiplantae; Streptophyta; Magnoliopsida; Lamiales; Lamiaceae. Gene Ontology annotation, molecular function: zinc ion binding; nucleic acid binding. The transcript is spliced from 9 exons.
GACAACCUACGUUUUACUGCGAACCAACUCUGCUGAAGGCCAGAUUUUUACCGAGGCAGAAUAGCGGCCGAUGCCCCCACGUUGCCAAUUUCACCAACAAUUUAAUUUAAAUGCUGUCUCAGAAAGGAAAAUGGCUGAAAGGGGUCUUUGUUUUCUUCCCUUUUCGGUGAAUGAUUCCGGCGGCCUAAGAUUCUGGAGCUCGUAGCUGCGGCUGGGUUAGUCAAAUCAAGCAUUAGAUUUGCUGGGAAGGGUUUUGUUUGUGAUGUUUUCAAGAUGCAGCAGCCGAUUUUAGGGGGAGUAAAGCAACAGAAUGACAUCUGAAGAAUGGCGCACCGAUACCGAUUUGGAUAGUGUAGACUUAGCUCAUACUACUCAAAUUGCAAAGAAGGCUGAAAAUGUUGAUGCUGCUGAUGUGAUGCGAGUGGAUAUUGAGUAUGGUUCAUUUGUAUCAUCUUCAGAAGACCCCAUGGAAGAGCUUGUAAUUCAGGCUUCGGCAACAGAAGAAGAAAGGGUUGGAGAGUAUGGUUGCAAUAUUAAUAAUGACUAUGAUAUCAAUUCAGAAAGAGCAAGUGAUGAUGCGAAGGCGAGGUUAGUGGUGGCAAUGGAAUCGCAUGCUAGAAAGGAAAAUCGAGUACUAAAGAAGCUUCUUCGAGCUCCCAGGUAUUUCGACUACCCAGAAUCUAGUUGGCUAGAAUGUAACGAACUUAGUGAAGAUGAUGACGAAGGGCACAAAUCAUGCUAUAUUUGCGGUGACAUCGACCAUUCAGGAAAUCGUUGCAAAAAGGUCAAUGCGUGCAUCAUCUGCUCUGUAAAGGGGCAUCUGGUGAAAGAUUGCCCAAGUAAAAAUGUUGAACUGGACAGUGCUCCAACUCCAUGUUUAAGAUGUGGAAAUACAGACCACGACAUGUUUUCAUGUACCUAUAACUAUGACUCGGAAGAUCUCAAGGCUGGUCAUCUCUGCUGUGUUGAAAACAAAGCACGAGGGCCAAAUGAAGCUUCAUGCUACCGUUGUGGGCAGUCUGGCCAUUUUGGUCUGGAAUGCACGACAUCGAAUGUAACUACCUUUGAUCUUCAACUAUUUUGCCGCAAAUGCAAAGAGAGGGGUCAUGCCCCAAAACAAUGCCCCAGGAAGAAGGCAAGGUCCGCUAAGAAAGUUGAAAGGAGGAAGUUGUUUUUUGCUCGCAGAAGAAAAAAACCUGAGCAAACAAUACCAACACCGUUGCUGACAGUUGCAGCCUCGUAUUCUGGCACUAUAACAAACGGCCACCCAUAACGAUGCAGCAAACCGAAUCACCAGGUUGAACGCAUUGGAUUCCCAUCAGGUAUGACCUCAAGUUGUGCAUGCUCAUGACUCGAUUUCACAGAUGAUUCAACCUCAGCAUCCAACUUCCAACUUGACCACAUCCUAAUCGUCAGGUUCAAAUCCCUCUUCCUCUUAUAGAUUGGCAAGCUCCUCAGGUGUUGUUGCCCUAGUCUAAUUUCAAACACUCCUCUGCCAAUGCUCAUGAAACUGCAAUCAACACGAUACUGGAGAACUGAAAUUGUUGUUCAAAUAUUUCCCCCUUUUUUUGUUUCCUUUGGUAGAUUUUGAUUCCUUCUUUAUGUGAAGUUACAGAACUUUUAGAAUGUUCACUAAUAGAGAGACUACAUGAUCCAUUUUUCAGUGAAGAAGUGUCAUUAUAAGCUUUUCA